CCUCACUCCACUACCACCAUCAUCUCCAUCUAAUCUCCCGUUAAACACAUCUGUGCAAAAAUGGUUGCCAUUCCAAAGGGAAAGCAGAACGUCCUCGCCAAGACUGACGACGAUGUCGUCAUCGUCUCGGCGCUCCGGACGCCCAUCACCAAGGCCAAGAAGGGCGGUCUUGCCCAGGCCUGCCCCGAGGACAUGCUCGGCCACGUUCUCAAGGGUGUCAUCGCUCAGUCCAAGAUCGACCCCAAGCUCGUUGAGGACGUCGCUGUCGGCAACGUCCUGCCUCCCGGUGGCGGUGCCACUGUUGCGCGAAUGGCCACCCUCUGGGCGGGUAUUCCCAACACGGCUGCCGUCAACACGCUCAACCGCCAGUGCUCGUCGGGUCUCGCCACCGUCAACCAGAUUGCCAACCAGAUCGCCCUCGGCCAGAUCGACGUUGGUAUUGGUGCCGGCGUGGAGAGCAUGACGCAGAACUACGGUGCUGGUGUCAUGCCCGAGAAGUUCUCGGACGAGGUCAUGGCCAACGAGGAGGCGGCCGACUGCCUGAUGCCCAUGGGUAUCACCUCGGAGAACGUGGCAAAGGAGUACAACAUCUCGCGCCAGAAGCAGGACGAGUUUGCCGCAAAGUCGUUCGGAAAGGCUGCCAAGGCCCAGAAGGAUGGCAAGUUCAAGAGCGAGAUUGUCGCCGUCAAGUACACCGACGACGACGGCAACGAGCGGACGGUCGACCAGGACGACGGCAUCCGCGAGGGCGUCACCGCCGAGUCGCUCGGCAAGCUCAAGCCUGCCUUUGACAAGAACGGUUCGACGCACGCCGGCAACGCCUCGCAGGUCAGCGACGGUGCCGCCGCCGUGCUCCUCACCCGCCGAAGCGUGGCCAAGAAGCUCGGCCUGCCCAUCCUGGGCAAGUACGUCACUGGCGCCGUUGUCGGUGUCCCGCCCAAGAUCAUGGGUGUCGGUCCGGCCUACGCGAUCCCCCGCGUCCUCGAGCUUACCGGCCUGUCCAAGGACGACAUUGACAUCUACGAGAUCAACGAGGCCUUUGCUUCGCAGGCCGUCUUCUCGGCCGAGAAGCUCGGACUCGACUUCAACAAGGUCAACCCCGUCGGCGGUGCCAUUGCCCUGGGCCACCCUCUUGGCUGCACAGGCUCGCGACAGAUUGCCACGGGCCUGGCCGAGGCCAAGCGCGAGAAGAAGCAGCUCCUCGUCACCUCCAUGUGCGUCGGCUCCGGCAUGGGAAUGGCUGCUGUCAUUGUCAACGAGCAGUAGAUAUCUUUGUCUCCCUUUCAUAGCUUAUGUCCUCUUCAUAGGUCAUUAUUUAAAAGAAUUUUGUGCAUUCCAGAGCCUCGGCGCAUGAUGAAAAUCGAGGAAGAGAAAGACUGU
Molecule: messenger RNA, 1380 nt
Organism: Acaromyces ingoldii
Lineage: Eukaryota; Fungi; Basidiomycota; Exobasidiomycetes; Exobasidiales; Cryptobasidiaceae
Product: thiolase
Exons: 5
Coding region: 61-1266 (401 amino acids)
Biological process (GO): fatty acid beta-oxidation; phenylacetate catabolic process
Cellular component (GO): peroxisome
Molecular function (GO): acetyl-CoA C-acyltransferase activity
Source: RefSeq, a predicted model, not a curated record